UUGCGGUCUGUUAUUUGUGGACUACUAGUAUGUAAGGACAUUACAGAAGAAAGAUGCAAUUUUCAGUUAGACCCCAAAGGAAUUGCUUCGAUAUAUUUUUGCAUUGGCGAUGCAUUGUUGGAUUUGGAUGGCACACCAAUACCAUUCAAUGAUAUUGAGUUUGUUCGAGGAUAUACGCAGAAAUUUAACAAGAAUAACCGUUUCACUGUUGUCAUUGAGCGUCCUCUCGGUACACAAGCGCUUUUUAUGUACAACAUGCUGUUCAAGCUUAUGCUCCCACAAGAGUCUGAUGUCGAAAUGGGCCCGGAUGCUGUGCUUAUUGGAAAAGAAGCAGCCAAUAUGCAUCGAAUGGUGUUUAGAAGAUUGAAGCCUAGGAGUGUUUACGGACCAAGAGGUACGCUUCGCUACUUUCAGAAAUGUAGUAACUGCGCUAUAAUUCAAAAGGUUCAUGGUACCUUCGCUAAUAAAUGUGCACCAAGCGCCUUACAGAUAUUUUUAUUAUAG
This is a messenger RNA of Strongylus vulgaris, 504 nucleotides long. Lineage: Eukaryota; Metazoa; Nematoda; Chromadorea; Rhabditida; Strongylidae. The record is from the annotation of a GenBank genome assembly.